AUGAACCACGUGAAAGUUGCUUCUGUCGCAGCGGCGGUACUGUCCACCGCCUCUACUAUAUACUAUCUGCUUCUGCUGCCGAUGGUAACGAAGGAAAUAGAUUACACUCUCAAGGAGAUGGGUGAACAACUCACCGAAUUCAAGAAACAGUCUGACCAAAUAUGGACCGAACUCAUGAAUCUUGGAAGGAAAAGAGAAAAGAGAACUGCCUCCAGAAUAGCGGCACGUUCGAAGCGGCAGCACUCUUUAACGUGUUGUCGAACUGAGCUGGUGUUGAUUUGUCCUGCUGGGCCGCCAGGACCCCGCGGGAUACCAGGUGAGCCAGGAGAGAAUGGCAAGGAAGGAGAAGACGGCAGAAACGGUAGCGAUGGGAAAAACGGCAAAACUUUCAUGCCCAUAUUUCCAAACUGCAUCAUUUGCGCGUCAAAUGUGCGAGGUCCUCCAGGACCUCCAGGAAUGACAGGACCGAUCGGAAAACGUGGUCCUAUGGGACCACCUGGAAUGGACGACAUCGAAAUAGUAACCGCUGAUGGACAAGAUGGUCCUCGGGGUUCGCCUGGGCCUCCAGGAGAUCCAGGAGAAACUGGUAAGCCGGGAAGAACAGGUUUACCAGGAGAUCCUGGACCCGUUGGAUUGCCAGGACCUCCAGGUUUGCCCGGCAGCAUAGGUUUACGAGGGUUAAUGGGAGAAGAAGGAGAUGCCGGCACUGACAAGACGUAUUGUCCAUGUCCGAGACAAAUUAGGCCAAAAGGAGCUACAGUAAAGAAACAUUCUGUGUAA
This is a messenger RNA of Soboliphyme baturini, 780 nucleotides long. The record is from the annotation of a GenBank genome assembly. NCBI's taxonomy places the organism in Eukaryota, Metazoa, Nematoda, Enoplea, Dioctophymatida, Soboliphymatidae.